AUGGUACCUCGAAUGCGAUGCAAACCAGGUUAUCCAGAGGAUUUCAACGAUGCAAUCAAGAGAAGUCCUUUAAUUGGCGACGACCUGAAAGAGCUCAUAAAAGGCUCAGACAAGCCUCCUAUCUUUGUCUACGGACAUUUGAUGGUCCCUAGAGUCCUAAAAUACUUCGCAAACAUGCGCGAAACUGAGAAGGUCGAUAUGGUCUACGCAACCCUCCCGCUAUACAAGCUCUACCAUUUCUCAGAGAACGAGGAAGCCGGUCUGCCGACUAUCAAAGAAUCAUCUUCCCCGAGCGACGUGGUAGAGGGAAUGCUCGUUUUUGGAUUGACCUCAGAACAACGUAAUGUCGUUAAGGAGAACGAGCUUGGACGACUGGAACAAAUGGUCUUCGCCGCUGUCCAGGUCCAAGUAUCUCAGAUGGACAAAGUUUCCUUUUAUGAUGUCAAAUGCGAAAAGUCGGUUGAUGCGGGAACUUUCGUUUGGAACUCGAAAGAGAAUGGCUUGACGCCUAUGGACAGCUCUUUUUGGCCUAUAGAUGACUUCCUAAAACAUCGGCUCUAUGAAGGUAUCGUGGAAUACCAAAAGCUGGAACGGCUUCGAGACGAAGAUUAA
Molecule: messenger RNA, 612 nt
Organism: Aspergillus puulaauensis
Lineage: Eukaryota; Fungi; Ascomycota; Eurotiomycetes; Eurotiales; Aspergillaceae
Product: gamma-glutamylcyclotransferase family protein
Exons: 1
Coding region: 1-612 (203 amino acids)
Source: RefSeq, a predicted model, not a curated record